AUGGACCAGAGAACAAAGGUAGCGUUAGCUUUAGCGAUACAAUUAUUUGAAGGGGACAGCUUUGAUAAUGAUUUACUUACCAUAGCAUGUAGUAAGUCGAGGACAGUGUGUAAUAUUGCUAUGCUAUUCCAAAAAGAGGAUAUACAGCAGCAUUUUAGGUUAGGAUAUUUGUGCGGCGAAGAAUGGGUCCGGUAUUAUUUGGACUUUGAUUUUCAACGGCUAUUUCGGAUGCGUAAGGACAUUUUCAAAGAACUUGUCAAAGUUAUUGCCCCAAGUUAUGUGCCCAAAAUGCAACGUGGUGAUACCCCUGCUAUUACAGUUGACAAGGCAACACUUAUGACUCUAUGGUACCUGGCCAGUCAGACACCAAUGGAGAGUUUGGGUGAUCGAUUUGGUGUAGCUCCUUCUACAGUAUAUCAUGAACUUAAUUGUAUUGUUGAUAUCCUUUGUAGAUUAAGCCCUAAAUUUAUAGUGUGGCUUAAAGAAUAUGAGUGUGCAGUUGUAAGGCAACAAUUUCAUGACAGAGCAGGAUAUCCAGGUGUGAUCGGUGCCAUUGACGGUUGUCACAUUGAUAUACUUGCUCCAGCUGAUGAUCAGGAUUCGUACACGGACAGGAAGAUGAAUCAUUCUAUAAUCUUACAAGGUGGUUCUUUGUGGUGGACAAAAAUCUUUUAUCUGCAGGUAGUGAAAUUGAAGAAAUAUUUAAAAAGUAAUUUUUGUAUGCAGGAAGGACCCGAGAGCUUAUUUUACAAUCCCUACAAUCAUCUUGUUGGUGAUAAGGCCUAUCCUAACAGAACUUGGGUCAUGGUACCUUAUAAAGACUAUGGAAAUCUCACUCUGACUCAAAGGCGUCAUAACUUUAUCCAUAGUUCAACAAGAACUGUCAUAGAACACGCAUUUGGACUUUUAAAGGGACGAUGGCGAUGCCUGCUGAAAUUGAGACUCAAACGUAUUAACAGAGCUACAAACUUUAUUUUAGCAUGCUGUGUACUUCAUAAUUUCUGUUAUCUACAUAAUGAUGAUGUUAUUCAAGACAUGGUAAAUGAUGAUAGACAGAUGCGACAGCAAAAUUUAAGGGGAUAUCAUGAUGCAGCAAAUGCAGACAUUGCUAUACAGAAGAGGGACCGCAUUGCCACCUUGUUAUAA
Messenger RNA from Cyphomyrmex costatus, 1146 nucleotides. RefSeq names its product putative nuclease HARBI1. The transcript is spliced from 5 exons. The record is from RefSeq and is a predicted model, not a curated record. Bases 1 to 1146 code for a protein of 381 amino acids. NCBI's taxonomy places the organism in Eukaryota, Metazoa, Arthropoda, Insecta, Hymenoptera, Formicidae.